Molecule: messenger RNA, 1767 nt
Organism: Botrytis cinerea B05.10
Lineage: Eukaryota; Fungi; Ascomycota; Leotiomycetes; Helotiales; Sclerotiniaceae
Exons: 3
Coding region: 193-1581 (462 amino acids)
Cellular component (GO): nucleus; RNA N6-methyladenosine methyltransferase complex
Molecular function (GO): nucleic acid binding; methyltransferase activity
Source: RefSeq, a predicted model, not a curated record
GCGUAGUGAUUCAUCAAUGUCUGCAGCUUUAAGCCUUACAGAAUACAGCCCAGAGUCGUAGUAGCAUCAUGAUGUUGUAACUGAUUGAAACCACAUACGAAUCUCGCGAAUGGUAAGUCGAUGUGUGAUCACGUGAGGCACUCUUCACAUCCAUGAAGGAGUGGCAUACGUGGGAAGAAAUUACGUAGGAAUAUGGCCAAGUCGACAGUUCCAAGUAAUCAAACAUCCGACCUCCCACUACAUAUUCUUUAUCAAAAUUCUAGCAAGACUGUCACCGUGAUUGACAUCCCACGGUCAAUCGAAGAUGCUCAAUCACUAUCCUCCGAACAGCACACUACGCGUCUGAAGACUGCGAAGAGGUUGAUAUCUUGUAAACCAAUAGACACACCAUAUCCAUCACUUGAGCCCAAAUCUGCCAAAGCUCUUAGAAAUGCACCGGAGAAAGGGAUCGAAGAAUUGAUGCUGGAGCGUUACGUUCAGCUGGCGCUUGAUGAGAUGAUGGGGGAUGAGAGAUGGGAGGGGAAAGUUUGUUUAGAAAGGAUUUGGGGAGAUGAGGAACCCAAAAGGAAGAGGAAAGCAGCUCCAGAAGAAGCAGAGAAGUCUCAGCAAACCGUCAUCAAAGUUGAAAACGUCUCCUAUCUUCCAAAACGCGUUGAGAUUGGUGGAGUUUCGGGGACCAUGCCACCUAAAUCUAUAAUGAUAUAUGGCAAUAUACCUGAAACUAACCUCUCUUCCAAUCUGGAAAUGCGUGAUGAAGAAUUUCCAAAAUUCCAUGUGGUAAUUGCCGAUCCACCUUGGCCUAAUCGGUCUGCUUUACGGAAAGAUGCCUAUGCUACUGCAUCGGGAUCUGGAGGGAUAGAGAGUCUGUUGAGAUGCUUACCAUGCCAUCAGGUAGAACACAAUGGCUACGUUGGAAUAUGGAUAACAAACAAACCCGCUUUCCGCUCCAUGCUAUUGGACGAAGGAGGGGUAUUUGAUCACUGGGGUCUUCAAUUGGUAGAAGAAUGGAUUUGGCUUAAAGUUACAUCGAGUGGUGAGCCGAUGUGUAAUAUUUCAGGCACGUGGCGGAAACCAUGGGAGAUUUUACUUGUGGGACGGAAGAAGGGCGAGAAAGAGAGUAUUGGAGGAGAAGGAGACUCAGAACUUAAGAAGUCCCUUGGAAAUGGGAAAUUGGAUAUGAAAGAAGAAUAUGACCUCGAGGGAUCAAAUCAACACUCGCACUCGCCCUCGCCCUCGCCUAACCCAUCCCGAUCUGAAAACUCAAAUCUUCCCAUAGAACGAAGAAUCAUAAUUGGAGUUCCAGAUUUACACUCACGGAAACCUAACUUGAGGUUUCUAUUCAGACAGUUAUUGGGGUUACGGGGCGGUGAUGAAGAGUAUAGGGGUUUAGAAAUCUUCGCGAGGAAUCUCACGGCUGGGUGGUGGGGGUGGGGAAAUGAAGUUUUGAAGUUUCAGGAUGAGGGGGCUUGGGUUGAUGAGGAAGGCGGUGAUAAUGAUGUUGUUGGUGAUGAAAGAGUGGAUGAGGUAUUGAAAGUGAAGAAUCGAGAGGUUAGGGAAGACGAGAAGAGCAACGGGGAGUGAAGGGAGAGGUAUAUCAGUUGUUGAAUUUGAAAACGUGUUUGGAUUGAUAUUGGCGGGGAACUGCGUGAAUGAUGUCAAUUCGUCAAAGUACAAAUUAGACGAUUUGAAUGAAGUAGCCGGCCAUAUUCGGAUCAGCUAGAGCACCACCAGCGAAUAAUUUUAUCGAUUUAUAGGAUAUUGGCCCCA